This is a messenger RNA of Pseudonaja textilis, 3639 nucleotides long. RefSeq names its product caprin family member 2 (gene CAPRIN2). Gene Ontology annotation, molecular function: signaling receptor binding. Gene Ontology annotation, biological process: positive regulation of canonical Wnt signaling pathway. The record is from RefSeq and is a predicted model, not a curated record. Gene Ontology annotation, cellular component: cytoplasm. Lineage: Eukaryota; Metazoa; Chordata; Lepidosauria; Squamata; Elapidae.
AUGGUGCAACUUUCACAGUCCCCCCUCCGCCGCCCUUCACCUUCAUGCCACUCUGAGGAAGGGGAAGAGAAGAGCAUGAAGCCAGAUAAGCAGCAGGUGACUCAAGGUCCUCGAGGGGAUAACCAGCCUCCCAUGAGCCCCCUGCAGGCAGCUUUGAAUUCUGCAGCCACAGCUUCUCAGGCAUACGAGACUUACAUUGAUAAUGGAUUUAUCUGUUUGAAACACAAGAUUAGGAAUAUCGAGAAAAAGAAGCUCAAGUUAGAAGACUACAGGGAUCGCCUGAAAAGGGGGGAGGUCCUCAAUCAAGAUCAGUUGGAAGCUGUUGAAAAAUAUGAAGAAGUUAUACAUAACUUGGAGUUUGCUAAAGAACUUCAGAAGACAUUUUCUGGACUAAGUCAAGAACUACUAAAAGCACAGCGGAAAGCGCAACGAAGAGAAACCUUACUGAAACUUGAAGCAGAGAAGAAAAAGCUCCGCACAAUACUGCAGGUCCAGUAUGUGCUGCAGAAUUUUACUCAAGAGCAUGUGCAGAAAGACUUCAGAAGUGGCUUGAAUGGUGCAAUAUACUUGCCUUCUAAAGAAUUAGACUACCUCAUUAAGUUUGCAAAAUUGACAUGUUCAGGAAGAAAUGAAACUGUUAGCGUUGAAGACCAAAUGGAGCAGUCAUCACUCUGUUUCUGGGACCUGCUAGAAGGCAGUGAAAAAAUAGUGGUUGGGACAACCUAUAAGCAUCUGAAGGAUUUGUUAUCUAAACUGAUAGAUUCUGGAUAUUUUGAAAACAUUCCUACACCUUGCAACAAACCAGAAAAAGAGGAAUUGAAAGAAGAAAUGCUUGAAAAACCCAAACAGUUGUCAAAACCAGAGUCUGUCAAUGAAAUAGAAUCUCAAAGGCAGCAUGUUCAAUCUGAAAUACAACCUCAAGAAUUUCUUAAUAGGCGCUAUUUGCCUGAAGCAGACCGUACUGUCAAGUCUGAAGGAACCAAACACUGGGAAAUAGAACAUGCUGUAAAAAGUGAUCCCCCCAAGUCCUGGGAAAUGCUGGUUGAUGUUGAAGAACAGGAACAGAAAAGGCAAAAUCCACAAUCCAUGAAAUCUUUGGAAUCUGUUAAUCAAGAAGGGAAGAAGAAGCUGGAACUUUCGCGGCCUUGGGAAUCGCCUCUUCAAGAAGUUGAUGAUCAUAAACAGAAUGUUCCAAAGCCUUGGGUGGCCCCAGUUAGAGAAGAGCAGGCCUCUUCCAAAUCCUGGGUGACAAAAGAGAAAGAAGAGCAGGAACCAAAGCAAGAAGGUCCCAAGCCUUGGAUAACUAAAACCAAAGGAGGAUUGGAACAAAACCAGGAAAAGCCAAAAAUGUGGGUGUCUCAAACUAAUAUGGAAACUUUGAAAAAAACAGAACCUGUGAAGCCUUGGGAUGCACGUGUCCGAGACGAGAUGGAACAAAAGAAACAGCAAACUGAAAAGCCAUGGGUCGGACGUAUAGGAGAAGAGGCUGAGCAAAAAUCUCAGCCUCCAAAAGUUUGGGAAAAAUCUGAGAGAUCACAGCAAGUGGUCCAGCAGCCAUUACAGAAUCCUCCUAAGAUCUGGGGAGUUGGGAAUCUUGCACCAAAGGAUCAGACUGAGAAGAAGCUUGACGGGGAACUAAAAGAAGCUGGAAAGACAGGUGGAAUAAAUGAACACAGCAGCAUUGAUGCAUCAAAGAAAAAAGAGAGCUUUCAGUCAAUUGGAGAAUCAUGUAAAUUACCCAGGAAUAUCCAAAAUGUCAUGCAGGUAGCUAAGCCUGUGCACCAAACAGCUGCAGAGUUUUGCUCUACUUCUAGCCUGCCAAAGGAUCCAGUACUCAGAAGGGAAAAACUGCAAGAUUUGAUGAUUCAAAUUCAGGGGACUUACAACUUCAUGCAGGAAUCACUUCUGGAUUUUGAUAAACCUUCACAAAGUGCUGGCUGUUCAUCACAAGCCUCUUCCGUUGAUUCUUCUGCUUCUAACGAACAACUUUCAAGCCAAAAUGACUUCCCUGAACAAGUAAUGCAGAGUGCUUCUUCUCCCGUGACUUUGAAUGGAUCAAACACUUCCUUAGUUUCUGAUAACACCUUGUCUGGAUCAGAAACUGAACUUCAUUCACCACAAGUUCCUACUCCACUUUCAAGUGAAUCACAGACUCCACUGACACCCUCAAGAACUACCGUGUCCCCAGUACAUCAAGGGAACGUUUUUCAAUCUCCUCCAUCAAGUAGCAGUUCUGUUAAUGUAAAAGCACCUCCUUUUCAGGCUAUGCAGACUGUGUUCAAAGUGAAUGCACCUUUGCCACCUCGUAGGGAACAGGAUGCAAAAGAGAAUUCUCUGCACCCCACAGGAUACAAUCAGAAUUUUUCAACAGCAAGCACACAGACGCCACCCCCAUGUAAAUUGCCAUCCACUCAAAAUGCAGAACAAACUACUUUUUCACAAGACACACUUUCAAAUGCAGGUACUUGCCAGGCUGAGGUAGCUGUUCCUGUCAGCAAUGGUACCCUCACUUUUUAUGCAGCACAGACAGCCACUUUUCCUAGACCAUCGCAGCCUUUUAUUGGAAGCCGUGGAUCUAUCAGAGGUUCUCUCAGGGGUGUAAGAUCGAUGACUAAUUCUUAUCGCUCUCCUGGUGGAUAUAAAGGUUUUGAAGCUUACAGAGGAUCGCCUUCAAUCCCUAAUGGAACCUAUAGCCAAUUACAGCUUCCUGGCAGAGAUUACUCUACAGUGCAGUAUUCUCAGAGGGAAAUGAAUUACCAACCAAACUAUAAGAGAGGAGGUAUUAAUAGUGGUCGAACUAAUUCAAGAGCAGGAUGGAACGAUUCUUCUCAGGUGAGCAGUCCAGAGCGUGACAAUGAGAUGUUUAACACUGGGGAGACUGGGCAGGGUGAUUCCCGCAGCAUCACUCCUGUUGAUAUACCUGUGACAAGCCAAGCAGCCACCCUACUACCUGUUCACGUCUACCCCCUCCCACAGCAGAUGAGAGUUGCCUUUUCUGCUGCUAGAACUUCUAACUUGGCUCCUGGAACUUUAGAUCAACCCAUCGUAUUUGACCUCUUGUUAAACAAUCUUGGCGAAACCUUUGAUAUACAACUUGGUAGGUUCAAUUGUCCUGUUAAUGGUACUUAUGUAUUCAUAUUCCAUAUGUUGAAGCUAGCUGUGAAUGUACCAUUAUACGUGAACCUCAUGAAAAAUGAAGAGGUUUUAGUCUCUGCGUAUGCCAAUGAUGGUGCUCCAGAUCAUGAGACUGCAAGCAACCAUGCAGUCCUCCAGCUCUUUCAAGGAGACCAGAUUUGGCUACGCCUUCAUAGAGGAGCUAUUUACGGAAGUAGUUGGAAAUAUUCUACCUUCUCAGGAUAUCUCCUGUAUCAAGACUGAACAUUAAGCUGCUCCAACUGUUUGGUGAAGGAAGGUGAAAACUGGUGGGCUAGUUUCACAUUGCAUACUGAACACUUAAACACGCCAUUGUAAAGUGGGAAAAUGGUGAUCUGUCUUGCAACGAGUUGGAGUUGGAUCAGCACUGAUGUGGCACUUUAUCAGUUGUGAUAUAGCCUUGAUAGUAAAGCUCUGGAUGUUAUGUUUGCACUUACUCUUGAACUGUAAUUUAUCAGCUUACUAUGCUACUCAAAUUUGCCUCAA